Mus caroli (Ryukyu mouse) is the source of this 2281-nucleotide messenger RNA. The record is from RefSeq and is a predicted model, not a curated record. NCBI's taxonomy places the organism in Eukaryota, Metazoa, Chordata, Mammalia, Rodentia, Muridae.
CUCUCUGUAUGACCCCGCUAGACAGGACUCUGCUCUCUGUGCUUCCGGGUUCAUUUUGCAUUUGUGAUUCUCCAAACUCUGCGGCGUUCUCAAAGUUGGGACAGUGUGGCUUGUUCUUCGAGCUUAACAUGGAGGACCUUCUGUCAUUCACAGAUGUGGCCAUUGAUUUCUCUGCAGAUGAGUGUGAAUGUCUGGACUCUGCUCAGUGGAAUUUGUAUAAGGAAGUGAUGUUGGAGAAUUACAGCAACCUUGUGUUCCUGGGUCUUGCUUUCUCUAAGCCACACCUGGUCACAUUUCUGGAGCAGAGUUCAGAUCCGUGGAGCGUGAAGAGGAAAGCAUCAGCGGCCAUCUCUCUAGGAUCAAAACCGCAUAAAUGUAAAGAGUGUGGGAAGGCCUUUGAUAGGAACUCAGUCCUUAUUCAGCAUCAAAGAAUUCAUACUGGAGAGAGAUCCUAUAAAUGUGAAGAAUGUGGCAAAACGUUUAAUUAUUCUUCCAGCCUUAAACAGCACCAAAGAAUUCAUACUGGCGAGAAACCCUACAAAUGUGAAGUGUGUGGCAAAGCUUUUAACUGUUCUUCAUAUCUGGGUAAGCAUCAAAGAAUCCAUACUGGAGAGAAACGCUACAGAUGUGAAGAAUGUGGUAAAGCUUUUACUAAUUGUUCAGGACUUACUGUUCACCGAAGAGUUCAUACUGGAGAGAAACCCUACAAAUGUGAAGAAUGUGGCAAGGCCUUUAGUGUUCGCACAACACUCUCAAACCAUCAGAGAAUUCACACUGGAGAGAAACCUUACAAAUGUGAAGAAUGCGGUAUGGCCUUUAAUGUUCGCUUUCUUCUUUCUAAGCACCAGCAAACUCAUACUGGAGAAAAACCCUACAAAUGUAAAGAAUGUGGCAAAGCUUUUAACUGUUCUUCCAGCCUUCACCAACACCAACAAAUUCAUAGGGGAGAGAAACUCUAUAAGUGUGAUGACUGUGGGCAGGCCUUUAGCUGUUCUUCAUAUCUGUAUAAGCAUCGUCGAAUCCAUACUGGCAUGAAACCCAGCAAAUGCAAGGAAUGUGGCAAGACCUUUUACUGUUCUGUAAACCUUAUUUACCACCAGAGAAUUCAUACUGGAGAGAAACCAUAUAAAUGUAAUGAGUGUGGAAAAGCUUUUAGCAUUUACUCAAGAUUUAUGAAACACCAGCAAAUACAUAGUGGAGAAAAACCCUAUAAAUGCAAAGAAUGUGAGAAAGCCUUUAAUAAUUGUUAUAAUCUAAUUCAACACCAAAGAAUUCAUACUGGAGAGAAACCCUACAAAUGUAAAGACUGUGGCAAAGCCUUUCAUUAUACUUCAAGCCUUGCUCAACAUGAAAGAAUUCAUACUGGAGAGAAACCCUACAAAUGUGAAGAAUGUGGCAAGGCCUUUAACUCUUCUUCAAAUCUUAAAAAUCAUUGGAGACUCCAUACUGGUGAGAAGCCCUACAAAUGUGAACAAUGUGGGAAAGCCUUUAAAGACUGUUCUAGCUUUACUCGACACUAUAGAAUUCAUACUAGAGAAAACCCAGAUUAGCUCAACCAUGUCGCAAAGCCUUCCAUAAUCAUUUACUGAUAAUUCAACUCUAACGAAUUCAUAUGAGAAGGAAAGGAACAAGGGAAGACCUUUAAUAAUAGCUCAAGCCUUAUUUACCCUCUUCCAUUAAAUGCAGGAGAGAUCUUAUAACGUGAAGAAGAUGGCCGUGAUGAGCAAUCUAUACUUAUGCAACAUCAAAAUUUUCAUUUUACAGAAACUCCACAAAUGCAAGUAUUGUGGGGAAUGCACACUCAGCACCAGUGAAUUAUAAUCAAACUGUAUACGUGCAUAAUGACUCAGGAAGGAACGCAGUCAAGCACAUAAAACUGAGACGCCCGAACUCUUACAGUAAGAAGCAAUGUGUACACUGUGUUGCAAAAUCAAAUAGAUCUUAAGAGAUAUAAGAGACAAAUUCCAGGAGUUGUAGAGAAUUUAGCCAAGGAACAAAUACUGCUUAUAAUCGGCAGGAAAAUGUUUGGUGUAAUAUAAAAACUCAUUACACACUUUGGGUCAUGCAGAUAAGUCUGUGAGGACAUCAGUGUGUUAUAAAUCCAAAUUAUAAGCUCAGUUUUUAAGAGUGAAAAGUUCACGACUAGUGAUUUUAUCAGAAGAACAAGACUGAGUCCUGAGGUUUCCGAGUCUGUUUUUUUUACCCCCAAAGUCCAUAGAUACAUUAUUAGAAUAUGAAGUUUAGUAACUUUUGAAAAUAAAAAGAAGCUGUUUUUAAUGUA